GCAGCGGGAGCCAAUAGCAGCCAAAGGCGCUCAAUGACGUCAACCCAGCGUGUUGAACUGAAGCCAAUGAGACGGCGAGGGGGGCAGUACCCGGAUGCGGAUGUUAUUGACGUUGCAGUCGGAAAAUUGACUCCUGCAGCAUCAGCGGCGAAGAUGGCUGUUGGCCGGAGAAGGGGCUGAGCCGAGCUGGGGUCGUCGCGCUGAAACCGGGUCAUAGGGUCACAGCGCUGGGACAACAGUCGACUGAAGCUAGGUCGGAGGGAUUUGUAUACUUCACAGGACCGGUCAGCCUCACGACCCGGGUCCACUUCGAGCCGAGAGAGUGGAGCUGUGGCGCUGGGAGAGCACCCUAACAGCUGCUGAGAGGGACAGCGCACCUACACUGCCAUUCCGGAGGGGAAUAUGCUAUCGAAAGCCGCAACGGGGACAGAGCAACGGGGUCGUCUACGAAAAAGAGACUGAAAUCGACCUCAGAGGAAACUCGGAGCUCGGAGGCUGUAUAUUCCGUCAGUCCGAAACGAGAACGUAGAUCCGGGACAGAAGGUGUUUUGUCCCGGAUACGGAGAGAAAGAGGAAGGGGGGAGUGUGUGUGUGUGUUUGCGUGGUUUAUUGUCAUUAACAUCGUUCUCUUCGUUCUUGCUGGAUGGUUACAUUGUAGCCGCGGAGUGUAUUGCGAGAGGAAUCCUAACGGUUUUCAGCAGGUGUGGAGAAUUAGGCGUAUCGGGGUUAUCGUCAUACUGUUACUUGGCCGGGGGGUUAAAUGACACAGAGCGUGUUCUGUUCCAGGUGUGCCAGACCCACACAGGGGUUGAUGUCGGUCAGUCCCUUUUAACACAGGUGUCUUGGGCCUGGACUCCACGUCGCCUCCGUGGUUUUGAUAAACGCCUCUCAUUGUUUUUACAAGAUCGGGGAAAGCAAACAUCAUUUGAAAAUAGAACAAAAUGGAGUGAUUAGUGGCUUCUGCAGGGACUAGUCGGAGCCUAGAGUGCGUGUGAAGUCCAGCUGGGACCCCUGCUUACGCCGUACAGACACAUUCCACUCAGGGGCGGGGGCUGUAGAGACCCACACAACUGAAAGUAAAGGGAGAUCAAAUAAGCAGUCCGAUUAAAGAAAAUCUCGACAGGUGCGACAGAAGUCUGGUUGUAUGUGUUUAAGGUCUGGGCGGAAGGGAGCAGUCACAGGGGAACAGUGUGUCUGUCAGUGUGAUCGGCAGUGCGUGUGCGUCGUGGUGUUGAGUGUGUCUGCUUGUUCGUGGGGGAUGGUUCGCCCCUCAAGUGGGCUCUGACAGAGACAGGCAGACAGGCGUGUUACUAUGGAGACCACGCCGGGAACCUGCCCAGUGAGGAUCGCCCUGGUGGUGCUGCUGCUGCUCCUGGGCGCCACCUGCAGGCUGGGGGGUGCCAUGACCAGAGAGGAGAGGCAAAGACUGAGGAACCAGGUGAUCGAGAUGUUUGACCAUGCCUACCAGAACUACAUGGAUCACGCGUACCCCGCCGACGAGUUAAUGCCCCUGACUUGUCGGGGGAGAGUUAGGGGCCUGGAGCCCAGCAGGGGGGAUGUGGACGAUGCUUUGGGCAAGUUCUCUCUCACCCUUAUCGACACUCUGGACACUCUGGUGCUCCUGAACAAGCCGGUGGAGUUCGAGAAGGCUGUGAGGAAGGUGCUGCGUGACGUCAGACUGGACAAUGACAUCGUGGUGUCCGUUUUCGAGACCAACAUCCGAGUUCUGGGGGGCCUGCUGGGGGGCCACUCAAUGGCAGUGAUGCUGAAGGAGCAGGGGACUCAUAUGAGUUGGUACCGUGACGAGUUGCUGGCCAUGGCCAAGGACCUGGGUUUGCGCCUGCUGCCUGCCUUCAACACCUCCAGUGGCCUGCCCUACCCCAGGGUGAACCUGCGCCAUGGCGUGCGAAGUCCCGAGGCGAGGACUGGCACCGAGACAGACACCUGCACGGCCUGCGCUGGCACCAUCAUCCUGGAGUUCGCCGCCCUGAGCCGCUUCACCGGAGACCCUGUGUUUGAGGAGCACGCCCGCAGGGCUCUGGACUUCCUGUGGGAGAAGCGGCAGAGGAAUAGCAACCUGGUGGGCACGACCAUUAACAUCCAUUCCGGGGAGUGGGUCCGAAGGGACAGUGGCGUGGGAGCAGGGAUUGACUCCUAUUACGAAUACCUGCUGAAGGCCUACAUCCUGCUGGGAGACGAGCGCUUCCUGGAGAGAUUCAACACUCACUACGCCUCGAUAAUGAAGUACAUCAGCCAGCCGCCCCUCCUGUUGGACGUUCACAUCCACAAGCCCCUGCUGACUGCCCGCACCUGGAUGGACUCCCUGCUGGCCUUCUUCCCAGGGCUGCAGGUGCUAAAGGGGGAUAUUCGACCCGCUAUAGAGACACAUGAGAUGCUGUACCAGGUCACCAAGAAGCACAACUUCCUGCCCGAGGCGUUCACCACGGAUUUCAGGGUCCACUGGGCUCAGCACCCGCUACGCCCAGAGUUUGCAGAGAGCACCUACUUCCUGUACAAGGCGACAGGAGACCCCUAUUACUUGGAGGUGGGCCGGACUGUGCUGGAGAACCUGAACCGGUUUGCUCGGGUCCCCUGUGGUUUUGCAGCCAUGAAGGACGUCCGGACUGGGAGCCAUGAGGACCGUAUGGAUUCAUUCUUCCUGGCAGAGAUGUUCAAGUACCUGUUCCUUCUGUUUGCUGACCCAGAGGACCUGCCCUUUGAUGUGGAGGAUUACAUCUUCACCACAGAGGCACAUCUGCUGCCCCUGUCCCUGUCUACUGCCAACACUACUUACACACUGGCUGUGUCUAAUCACACGUUAGGGGAGAGUUCACUCUCGGACACGGACGACUCAAAUUUCGACUGGUCCUGCCCCAACACACAGCUGCUGUUCCCUGAUCCCUCCUUCCCGCAGUCCAUCCGCGAGCCGGUCAGGAGCGCCGUGGACAAGAGCUGCCCUCGCCCGGCCCCCCCAAGUGACGGGGGCUCUGCGGGGCGCCCUCCCCUGCGAGCGCGGGACUUCAUGGCCAAUAACCCCGAGCACCUGGAGCUGCUGAAGAGGAUGGGAGUCAGUCUGAUCCACCUGAAGGAUGGGAGAGUGCAGCUGGUGCAGCAUGCCACUCAGGCCUUCAGUGCCGUCGAUGCAGAAGACGGGCUGCGGUUCAUGCAGGAGAUGAUUGAACUGUCCAGCCAGCAGCAGAAGGAGCAGCUGCCCCCCCGUGCCGUGCAGAUAGUCUCCCACCCAUUCUUCGGGAGAGUGGUACUGACCGCUGGGCCCGCGCAGUUUGGAACGGACCUAUCCAAAAGCCACAGGGGGGUGCAGGGGUACGUGGCCCUGUCAGAGCCGUACAGCGGCUGCUCGGAGCUCAGCAACGCCGCAGUGGUGGCCGGGCACAUCGCUCUGCUGCAGCGGGGGCAGUGCAUGUUUGCGGAGAAGGCUCGCAACAUCCAGAAAGCUGGGGCUAUUGGAGGCAUUGUCAUUGAUGACAAUGAGGGCAGCAGCAGUGACACCGCUCCCCUAUUCCAGAUGGCGGGGGAUGGGCGGAGCACCGAUGACAUUACCAUCCCCCUCCUCUUCCUCUUCCAUAAGGAAGGCAACAUCGUGCUGGAGGCCCUGAGAGAGUACAGGGAGGUGGAGGUGCUGCUGAGCGACAGAGCAAGAGACAGAGCGGCCAUAUUUAAAGGGAAAGCCCUCCCCAGCUACAUCUUGGAGAGCAGUGGGGAAUCUGAGCGAACAGAGGAGGAGGACUGCUCUGCGGAGGACAGGGAGACCGUGGCCCCGCCUCAUUCCACAGACACCGACCAAUCAAGUGCAGGCACAGUCGAAGAGCACCAAUCAACAGGGCACGAGGGGGACCAGAGGCAGGAAGCUGAGGGUCAGGGCAGCCAAGAGGCGGACCCUGUCGUGGCUGAGGACUCCAGUAGCCAAUCUAUAGACUCUUUGCUUGCUGACUGGAAGGAGGAUCUUGAAGCCUUUCAGCAGAUGGAGAAGGAUGAGCUCUGACAGCGGCCCUCUCCCCACAUGGUAUGACCCUGACUAGUCCACAGGCGUUUGCUGCAUGUCUCCACUGCACUCCCCAGCUGGGGAGAAGAGGGCAGUGAGCUGGAGUAAAUGGGGAACAUCAAGAGUUUAAGGAGGAACAGAAUCAAUGAAACACACCACAAUUCCAGCACCUCCUUCCUGCUCUUUCCAUGGUGUCCAGGAAUAUUAUUUUUUCUUAUUUCAGGUGGAUUUCAAUUUAGGCCCUGGAAUCGGGAUUAAUUGCAAAUCCUAGUUUGUUUAUUUAAUUAAUCGUAUUGACUUGAACGGUGCACGAUUCUUGGUAUCCAGGGCUCCCUGGUCCUCAGUCCUGAGACUGCAGCUGUAGACAGUCUACCUCUGGAAAUGCAGGCAGGUGGAUAGGACUCCCCCUAGUGGAGCACAUAAACCACUACAACCUUGACUGCUGAAAAGUGGAAGGACCAAUUGCUUUGGGAUAAACUCGGCUGAUCUCACAGAACCCGCUUUCCUGUUCUUGUUAACUCCCCUCACUGAUUUUUUUUUUGUCGCAGAAUGAGCAGUCACCCCAGCCUCUCCCCAGAACGCACUCUGAAACAAUGCGGGGUGAGAAAGGGGACGAGGGGUCAGUCAGAGGCCCCAGGUCCAUAGCAAACCCCAAGUCAAAAUUCAGUAAAACCACACUAGCCUAAAACCAGCAUUCGCAGUGCAAUCGGGGCAAUGAAGGAGAGUUUGGAUAGAUCUUUAAAGUAUUAACUGAAUAAGAUGAACUAAGACGCGCCCUCUCUUGUGUACACACGUUGUGCAACAGUAGUCGGGCCAGCGGCAGAGCUGAGGGUUAGGGAAAGUGCUACGUUUUCUGGCAACAUAAACAUCUUUCCAAAAGAAAGGAAUAAAAAAGCCCUGGCUCAAUCGGUUGAGGUCAGGGAGAAUGUAACCGGGUUCUGUGUAAGAGCUUGAUUGGACCUAUGCUCUGCACGGUGGCGACAGUGCCAUCCUUGGCUCGCUGAAGGUUCUGCUAUUCCACUGCUGGCCAGCAGGGGGCACUGCUGCCCGCUGCUCAGGGAGACUGAGCUCAGGAUGACUGGAGUUCCACCAGUGACGGACUGGAGAAGCCAUGCUAGAAUUAAAACAACAAUAUCAAUAUGACUAUUAAUUAAAUAAAAAUAAUUCCCGAACCCUAA
Messenger RNA from Lepisosteus oculatus (spotted gar), 5181 nucleotides. It is a transcript of the gene edem3, whose product is annotated as ER degradation enhancer, mannosidase alpha-like 3. Lineage: Eukaryota; Metazoa; Chordata; Actinopteri; Semionotiformes; Lepisosteidae. Gene Ontology annotation, cellular component: endoplasmic reticulum; membrane. The record is from RefSeq and is a predicted model, not a curated record. Gene Ontology annotation, molecular function: calcium ion binding; mannosyl-oligosaccharide 1,2-alpha-mannosidase activity. Gene Ontology annotation, biological process: carbohydrate metabolic process; endoplasmic reticulum mannose trimming; mannose trimming involved in glycoprotein ERAD pathway.